CUUGAAUCACUGCACCAGGCACUGCACGCCUUCUUUCUUUUCUUGCUCUUUCACCUGCUCGAGAGUCCACCAUUUACGUCAUGCUCAACUCGCAGCACACAUCAAGCAUUCACCUCUCGUGGUGUCAGUCGGUGCCAAUUCGGCCGACAAAGUCGUCUGCCGAGCCGGUACUUUGCCCAACCGACCAACCGACCAUCUUGCGACCCGAUUCACCCUUGGUAACCGCAUUUUCUCGGGCUGUAUACCCGCCGAUCAAGGCAGGCUUCUCCAACCUCAGGGUUCUCGCCAACCCAAAGAUCACCGAUUGCGAUGGCAAUUCGGAGCGAGAAGGGCUGUCAAGUCAAGCCAAUUACCAAACAACACUCCACCUGCUCCUCCGCACCAAGGAUGUGGUUCCAUCACCAACCUCCAUCUUCAACAGCCGCUCCAGUGUCCUCCUGUGUCCAUCCAAAGCUCCAGGUUGCUCUGCACGACAAGAGGUUCCCGAAUUCCCGGAUAGAUAUGUUGGCGUUUUUAGCCCUGGGAACCCGGCUGGGCUGCUUGACAGCCUGUGGAGGUUACAUAGUAGAUUGGUAAGUACAUGGACCGACAGGUGCAACAUGAUGCGCGGUCAGCACAACGCCAAAGAACUCCCGUCUCAACCUGCUGGAAGCUUCGCUUCUUUGCUCGGCCGUCGUCUGCCGUCGCACCGGGUAUUUCAAGUCUUGAAAUUGGAUUGCGCUGCUAUCCAGUGUCAUUGACGAGCCGGCUGCCAAAACCCUAUAAACUCUAUACCUUUCCACCGCCUCGGCGGUCUUGGAUAAAUGGUCUGGCCUGGUCUGGUCUGUACCUAGGCAUUGUAGACGGCCCCCCGCGUGUAUUGCAUCCGGCUGCAAGGCCCAGAGAAGGCCCCGUCCCCCUUGUUGAAGAAAAGAAGAAAGGUCCAGCCUCCCAUGUCUUAGGGUCUCUAGAGUUCUGCCUCUUGGCGGUAACGUUAGUGUGCACAAUACAACAUGGUACAGUAACAAACCAUUGGGUAACGGUAGACCGCCGCACCACUGCACCAUUGC
Molecule: messenger RNA, 1049 nt
Organism: Neurospora tetraspora
Lineage: Eukaryota; Fungi; Ascomycota; Sordariomycetes; Sordariales; Sordariaceae
Exons: 1
Coding region: 81-740 (219 amino acids)
Source: RefSeq, a predicted model, not a curated record